UGUGGAAGACCCAAAAGAAAAUCUCUGGAACUUUCAGGCUGGACAAUUUGGAUCUUUCACUUCCAGACCUUUUCGACAUUAAACUUGGGGAAGGAGCACAAGCUCCCAUUACAUUAUAUAUAUUUUAUGCAUCAAAAUAUUUAUAUAAUUAUAGACUCUUCCAACUGUUGACUACAAACUGAAAUAACAAGAACAUAAACUAUAUACGCGUAUCACAUUUUGAUUUUCCUUGUUGCAAAUAUGUUCGGCACCGUCGAGCACGACGAAAUUCGACGCGCUUAUCGUAAGAUGGAUCUGUGGUAUCCUGAUAGGUGGAUCAAGGACCCAAAGCUUGCACUAGAAGCUAAAAAGAGAUUUCAGCGCGUUCAAGAGGCUUAUUCAGUUUUGUCCAAUAAAGGGAAGAGAAGGAUAUAUGAUGCUGGCUUGUUUGGUCUGAUUGGAGAGGACGAUGAUGAGUUACAGGGAUUUGUUGAUUUCAUGCAAGAAAUGGCCUCGACGAUGCAGAAAGUGAGACCCAAGGAUGAGAAAGGCAUGUUGGAGGAUCUUCAAGGAUUGUUAAUGGUUAUGAUGGCAGAUAAUGAAGGAAUGGGAAAGUCUGGGUUAAGCUGGAAUUCAUCUCCAUGUCCUACAAAAAGGACACGUAUCUUGUGAUUCCAGUGUUACAAUUCAAAUAAUUAUUUUGAUCCUCACAAUUUAUCUAUCUGUAGUUUACACAGUUGAGAAUUAUUAAUAUCGUUAAAUUUCUCACCAUUCAGGCAGUAGCACAUCAAUUGAUAAUAUCUCAUCAUUUCAUGCAGUA
Messenger RNA from Glycine soja, 799 nucleotides. Its product is annotated as chaperone protein DnaJ-like. NCBI's taxonomy places the organism in Eukaryota, Viridiplantae, Streptophyta, Magnoliopsida, Fabales, Fabaceae. The record is from RefSeq and is a predicted model, not a curated record. The transcript is spliced from 5 exons. Bases 241 to 651 code for a protein of 136 amino acids.